AUGGUUGACGUGGACCGGAGGAUGGCCGGUCUGAACCCGGCCCAUAUGGCCGGCCUCCGCCGCCUCUCUGCUCGCGCCGCCGCGUCGGCCCCCUCCACGCCCCUUCCCCCUCGCAACAGCCUCUUCUCCUUCACCCCCCUCGCGGACAAGGUAAUCGCCCACCUCAAGGACUCCGGCGUCCCGGUCCGGCCCGGCCUGACGGAACCGGAGUUCGCCGUGGCCGAGGCCGAGUUCGGCUUCGCCUUCCCGCCGGACCUUCGGGCCGUCCUCUCGGCCGGCCUGCCCCUGGGAGCCGGCUUCCCCGACUGGCGGUCCUCCGGCCCGGCCAGACUCCACCUCCGGGCCUCCAUCGACCUCCCCAUCGCUUCCAUCUCCUUCCACAUAGCCCGAAACGCACUCUGGUCAAAAUCAUGGGGCCCGAGGCCGUCCGACCCGGAAAAAGCCAUGAAAAUAGCCCGAAACGCCCUGAAACGGGCCCCGCUUCUGAUACCCGUUUUCAACCACUGCUACAUCCCCUGCAACCCUUGCCUCGCCGGAAACCCUGUCUUCUUCGCCGGGUGGAGCUCCGACGAGGUGUCGGAUGCUUUGGGGUUCGAUUUCCGGCGGGAGAAGGUGAAGAAGCCGGCGAUAAAGUUGUCACCGGAGCUGGCGGAGAGGAUCGGAAAAUUGGCUGAAGCGGUGGACCGGUCGUCGUCGUCAUCAUAG
Striga asiatica is the source of this 705-nucleotide messenger RNA. Lineage: Eukaryota; Viridiplantae; Streptophyta; Magnoliopsida; Lamiales; Orobanchaceae. The record is from the annotation of a GenBank genome assembly.